Messenger RNA from Urocitellus parryii (Arctic ground squirrel), 1530 nucleotides. Lineage: Eukaryota; Metazoa; Chordata; Mammalia; Rodentia; Sciuridae. The record is from RefSeq and is a predicted model, not a curated record.
GGCAUCCGUUGUUGGUGUGGCGGUCGCCUAGUAUUUUCGCGCUCCUCCCUUUCCUCCUCCUCUUUCUCCUCCUCCUCUGAGCCCCAGUCAGGCCGAUCUGCACUGCUCUAGGUGACUCUGCAACUUGAUGGAUGACGACAACUCUUUUCAACAAAAAAAUAAUUCAAAAAUGGCAGAACUCUUCAUGGAAUGUGAAGAAGAAGAGCUGGAACCAUGGCAAAAGAAAGUAGAAGAAGCUCGGAAUGAAGAUGAUGAUGAUGAGCUGAUCUUUGUUGGAGAGAUAUCAAGUUCAAAACCAGCCAUUUCAAAUAUUUUGAACAGAGGUAAUUCCAGCUCAUCUUCAAAGGGAAUGAAAAAUGACUCACUCAGUUCAGGUAUUCCUGGUUUAUUCAAGUCUACAAGUCAACACUACAAAGACCCAGCAUCAAAUCCAGUGACUGCCUUGCCUAGAUUUCAUCCUGAAUCUAAGUCUUCACAGAGCUCUGCUAUUGUUCAGAAUACAUCUAAACCUGAUUUUUCAAAGAAUUCGUCACAAGUUGAAUCAGAUGAUUCUUCAGUCUUAUUGUUUGGCUCGACCCAGGAUACAACACCACUGUCCCCAGACAUGGAUCAAUCUUCCUUUGGAUUAAAACGUCCUUCUACUUCUAAAGUAAACAGUGUUAAUCCAAAAAAGCCAAAAGCCAGCGAAAGUGUUUCUGAAAUAAAUCCCUCAUCUUCAUUGUCUUUAAAUAACUCCCCUUCAGAGGCAUCUUCCCAGGUUAUGGUAUCAACAACAACAGGUUCAAAUACCUCAACUCAAAAUAAAACUGGAGUACCUUUCCUAAGAUCUUGUCCAAAGUGCAAUAUUCAAUUCAGUCUUUUGGAUCCUUUGAAAUACCACAUGAAGCGUUGUUGCCCGGACAUGAUAAAUAACUUAAUGGAAAGUGUUAAAACAGAACUUUCAUGUGCCGAAGACAAAACUAAUACUGGUUCAGAGAAAGGAAAAUUGAUCAUGUUAGUUAGUGACUUUUAUUAUGGAAGACAUGAAGGAGCCAUGGAAGAAGAACCGAAGACUUACACAACCUUUAAAUGCUUCAGUUGCUUGAAAGUUCUUAAAAAUAAUAUUAGGUUCAUGAACCAUAUGAAGCACCAUUUGGAACUCGAGAAGCAGAACAGUGAGAGCUGGGAAAACCACACCACCUGUCAGCACUGCUACAGGCAGUAUCCCACGCCCUUCCAGUUGCAGUGCCACAUUGAGAGUACUCACACUCCCCAUGAGUUUUCUACCAUUUGCAAAAUCUGUGAAUUGUCAUUUGAAACAGAGCAUAUUCUUUUACAACAUAUGAAGGAUACUCAUAAACCCGGUGAAAUGCCAUAUAUUUGCCAGGUUUGCCAGUUUAGAUCUUCAACAUUUUCUGAUGUAGAAACUCAUUUUAGAGCAUCCCAUGAAAACACGAAGAACUUGCUGUGUCCAUUCUGCCUCAAAGUUAGUAGAAUGGCAACCCCCUAUAUGAAUCAUUACAUGAAACAUCAGGUGAGAUUUAGUAGUUC